Messenger RNA from Scylla paramamosain (green mud crab), 2902 nucleotides. RefSeq names its product tetratricopeptide repeat protein 27-like. The transcript has 2 exons. Gene Ontology annotation, molecular function: protein binding. The record is from RefSeq and is a predicted model, not a curated record. The coding region runs from base 49 to 2604 and encodes 851 amino acids. Lineage: Eukaryota; Metazoa; Arthropoda; Malacostraca; Decapoda; Portunidae.
AAGACAUAAACUCGGUCACCUGGCGAGGGAGGGCGGGAGUAAGGCACCAUGAAGACGCUACAUACAUGGGAGAUUAAAUAUUUACACCUUGAAGAUGAGGUGGCCCUCACUCUCCAAGGCAAGGGCAGUGGUGACGAGGAGGCCAAGCCUGGGGAACCACAGGGACCAGAGGUUCAGGAAUGGACCCGAGUGGCAGAGCUAGUUGCUGCCGGAAGCUACGUGCAGGCAUUGCAGGAGCCUUUGUGCCAAUCAGCUCUUGGUAAAAGCUUGCAGCGGGCAGCUGGAACCAGUGUGGUGGACCACUACAAGGCUAACUUAACCACCUACCUAGAAGAGGGAGGGGAAGAGCAGCAGCAUGUGGUCCUCUGUGUGGGUUUGUGCUGUUUGCAGCUUUUCAUACAGAAUAACUUCACAGGGCCACAAUUGGGACCUCCACCUGCCACUCUGUUGCCGGGGUUGGUUCCAGAUGGUGUGGAGGCAACAGAUGUAUGGGAGGAAGCCUUAGAGGCCCUUGUUGGAGACACAGAGGGGGUCUACAAUCUGCUAGAAGGACCAGAGUACUUAACAGUGGCCAGGGUAGCACUGGUAGAGAUGCGGCCACACCUGGCUGCCUGCCUCACCCGGGACUGGUGGUCCAUGCGGUGCAGCAUGGCCCACCAACGUGUGGCUGAUGAGCGCUCCCCAGGUCUGUACGAGGAGUUACUGUGUGCCCUUAACCAAGCAGAGAACAACAUUGACCUGCUCUGUGUUUCCAAGGAGUUGACAGCCCUCUACCAUCUGGAAGCUGGCCACCUUCACCUCUACUACUAUGAUGUGGGACGAGCAGGCCAACACUUCAAAAGAGCCAGGGAGGCACUUGGCAUGGAGAUUGAAUUGACAGGGGCACUUGGCAAACGGACAAAGUGGCAGCAGGAGGACCGGCCUCAGCUUGUGGCAAAGGUGAAGUAUAUGGGGCAACCAUUGAUGGCUGGGGAGUUACCAGGCAGUACCCUCCUCCCCUCAGAUCUGCCUAAAGAUUUGCUUCUGCAGGAUGACACUCGGCUUCCCCGACCUAAGUUCAGGGACCAGGACCAGGAUGUUGUCCCUGACCUUAGACCAGUUGAGCAAGCAGUCUUGCUUGCUACCCUCACUCACCUACGACGCUCUUCAGCUAAUGAUAUUCAGUUAGAUCUGGAGACCAAAUCCUACCUAAUAGCCCUCCUACAGUACCCCAAGAACUGGUGCCUACAACUUUCUGCCCUUUUGUUGCGAUCCCAUGUAGAGGCUACAGAAUCAAGGGCAAUGGAACGCUCUCUGAACCAAGUGGAAGAACUUGUGGCAGCACUGAAGAGGGAGGAGCCAUCCCGGCGGGAACGGUUAUGUCUGUUUGGUGCCUCGCUUGUGCCGCCGCAUUGGGAGCUGCAACAGGAGCUGGCCAGAAUGCUGAUGCGGCUGGGCUGCAUCAAGACAGCUCUGGAGGUGUUUGAGCGGCUUCACCUGUGGGAAGAUGUGGUGACUUGCUUCAAUGGACUGCAGAUGCGGCAGCGGGCAGCAGAGGUGGUGCAACAGCAACUCCAGAAAGGAGAGACACCCAAGUUAUUGUGCAUGUUGGGAGAGGCAACUGACAAUACUGAGCACUACUUGCGGGCCUGGGAGCUUUCCGGCCACCGCAGUGGGCGGGCCCAGCGCUGUCUUGGAAACCAUUACUAUGUCAGGAAGGAAUACAACCAGGCUAUUACCCACUAUGAAAAAAGUUUGGAGAUCAACAGACUGCAGUUCCCAGUGUGGCAGCGACUGGCAUAUUGUGCCCUGCAAGUGGAAGCCUGGGAGAAGUGUGCCCAGGCUUACCGGCGAUGCAGUGUGCUGGAGCCUGACAGUUUUGAAGUUUGGAACAACAUGAGUCAAGCCUACCUCAAGUUGGAUCAAAAGCCCCGUGCUUGGAAGGCAUUGAAGGAGGCCUUGCGCUGCAAGAUGGAUUCUUGGCGCUUGUGGGACAACUUCAUGCUGGUGAGCACCUCUCUAGGAUACAUGCAGGAUGCACUGGCUGCCUACAGCCACAUUUUGGGUCUGAAGGAGAGGCACGUGGACACCCAGGUGUUGGGUCGUGUGGUAAAGGCCAUUGUAGAGGGCCAGCGUGACCCUGAGGGCCGUGAGGCACAGGGGCUUUACCGCCGCUGCUCAGAGCUGCUGGGCCGCCUCACUAGUGAGGUGCCAGCACAUCCUGAACUUUGGUACCUCUAUGGGGAGCUGACUCGUGCUCAUCUCUCUCCUGACCCCCAGACUCGUCAUCAGGCCAUGCAACGCUUCAGGAAAGCAGUAGCGGCCACCACACAGCGGCCAGGCUGGGAAAAGGAUACUACAACAGUAGUGGCUGCACUGCAUCGGGCAGUAGCAUUGGCAGAGGCUGCUGUGACCAUGACAGAGGGAACCAGUCCAGAAGCUGCUGUAACUGACCUGAAUUCAGCAAGAAUGUGCAUCAAUGGUGUGCUUGUUGGGGUACGGCGGGGCCAGGUCAAUGUAGCCACAGGGGAGAUAGUGGAGGGGGUACAGGAACCACUCAAGUUGUUGGAGGACAAGAUGACUACAUUAAAAGCUCAGCUGGAUACACUUAGGCAACAAACUUGACAAUCUGGGCUCUUCAUCACCAGAUCUUUCAUCAUCACCAUAAUAAUCAUAUCAUCAUCAUCACCUCAUCAUUCAUGGCCCUCCAACUCUGUCUGAAACUCUGAUCCUCAUUCAGGGCAACCACUCACUCAAAGCUUCACAUCACUCAAGUCAAAGCACAGAGUUAUUCAGGACUGAUAGAUAUUUUCAGAGUCCUUAAUGCAUUCCCUGUAAACUUAACACCAAUUUCUUAAUUGAUCCCAAGAAGUUCAGAAAAGAAUUUCCUUUAUUUUCAUGUCAAAAAAAAAGAGAAAAGAAA